AAGAAGAAAUUGCACUCUCUUGGAAAUGGUUAGGUCUAUGCUGAGUUAUUCAACUCUGUCUACGUCCUUCUGGGGAUAUGCUAUUCAAAUGGCAAACGAAAUUUUAAAUGUUGUACCAUCUAAAGCAGUCCCUAAGACACCCGUCGAAUUAUGGAAUGGUCGUACACCUAGUUUACGCCAUUAUAGGAUUUGGGGGGUGCCCUGCUCACGUCUUGAGAAAGAAAGAAGGCAAACUGGAAUCGCGAACUGAAGUUUGCAUGUUUGUCGGAAAUUCUAAAGAGACUAGGGGUGGACUAUUCUAUAGUCACAAGGAUAACAAAGUGUUUGUUUCUACAAAUGCUACUUUCCUUGAAGAUAACUAUAUGAAAGACAACAAACCGAAAAGUGAAAUUGUAUUAGAGGAAAUGCUCACAGAUACUGUUCCUUCAAAUGUACCAUCCUCUUCUACUCAAGAAGAGGAUCAUCCCACUCCCUCAGUUGUAGCAACUGAGAAAACUACUACCAAAGCUCCUGUUCAGAAGGUCACCACUCCUCGUCGUAGUGGGAGGGUUUCUACAAAACCAUCUCGUUAUGGCUUGGAUGGUGAAAUCAAUAUGGUCGUUGGUGACGGUAUUGAUGACGACCCAUUAACCUAUAAAUAGGCAAUGGCAAGUCCGCAACGGAAGCGAUGGUCAGCCGGCAUGGAUUCAGAAAUGGAUUCCAUGAAAAAGAACAAAGUCUGGGAAUAUGUAGAACCACCUGAUGAUUUUCGUCCAAUUGGAUGUAAAUGGGUCUACAAGAAGAAAAGAGGUGCUGGAGGCGAAGUCGAAACUUUCAAAGCUAGACUGGUCGCCAAGGGUUAUACCCAAAGAGAAGGUGUGGACUAUGAGGAAACUUUUAGUCCGGUUGCCAUGCUCAAAUCCAUCCGAAUUCUUCUCUCCAUAGCUGCCGCUUUAGAUUAUGAAA
Cannabis sativa is the source of this 945-nucleotide messenger RNA. RefSeq lists its product as uncharacterized. Bases 108 to 641 code for a protein of 177 amino acids. Lineage: Eukaryota; Viridiplantae; Streptophyta; Magnoliopsida; Rosales; Cannabaceae. The transcript has a single exon. The record is from RefSeq and is a predicted model, not a curated record.